AGUCUAUCGUUGAUUGUCUGUCCCGCCAUAGUGUCGUUACUUCUGUCACACUGGAACUUUUUGAAGCUUAUUUUUCAAUCCAAUUCUUACGUUAUACUAUCACAAUUAGAAAUCGUUCUUCAAUUUCAAAAAUAGUACUAGCAAAUGCACACCACCCACGAGAAUUAGCAAAACGUACCUCGAAAUCAAGAACACCGACAAGAAAAGAAAAAUUACAAUACGCAGAACUAUUUUCCGUCAAUUAUUUCCGAAAUUUUUUUAAUUUUGUGAGCGCCGGUCUAAUUUUGCCUUCCCGACUCGAUCCAGCCGGAAGAGCUCUCUCGCGCGCGCGUAAAGGGCUCAGCUGGACGAACGACAGCUCGGCUCACGGCGACGACAGAAGGCUCUCACAACCUGCCAAAAUGGCGACUCGAACCUCCUACUGCUUCGCCGGACCGAUCACUCCUGACAGCCAAUCCUACUCACUCUCCGCAAACACGGCCUACUAUCUCUGACGUCAUACCACUUUAAUCAAAUCAAGUUUUGUUACAAUAAUACAAAUUUUUCCGAAAAAAUCUUUUUAAUUUUAAACUGAUAGUUUUAUCAAAAAUUAUAAUUGACUUGUUUUUAAUUAUAUUAUUAUUUUUAAUAUUAUAUGGUUUAAUAUUAUUAUAUGAUUUAAUGUAUAUUUAAAACAAAAUAAUUUAUUAAAUAAUUAUUUCAUAAUUUUUAUAAUUUUAAGAAAUAUUAAAGAAAAAAUAUAAGAAGAAUAUAUACUCUUAUUUAGAAUAUCGAUCGAAAAGGCAGUCUCCAUAAUAAGUUUAAAAUCGAUAAUAACGGUUCAAUCUCUGCGCACGCAUAUUCGUUACGAACUAAUGUUGGUACGAAUACAUUGUGACACAUGACAUAUAAUAUAAAAAAAAUUAAAAGAUCGAAUUGACUUAAGUCGGUUCUAGUAAAAAAUUUAUCUUAAAAAUGCCUGUUAGUAGUAAAGUAUCUCUUAUAUUGUCAUCAAUUUUGACAGUUCUUAUAUUUUCGGGAAUGCAAAUAUAUAAAGUUUGGUUAGCCUCAUCACAAGUUUAUACAAUAUUAGGAGGAUAUAUUGGAUCGAUACUAUUUAUGUGCGUGUUAACUGCAAUAGGAAACUUGGAAUCAACAAUAUUUGGAAAAUCUUUUCAACAAAAAUUAUUUCCAGAAGUUAUUUUUUCACUAAUGAUUAGUUUAAUUGCAUCAGCUUUGGUACAUCGUGUAGCAACUACAACAUGUUUUAUAUUUUCUAUGAUUGCAUUAUAUUAUAUCAAUAGAAUUUCUCAAGAAACAUAUGCUCUACCAGUACCUCCAAUAUCAAUUCAUAUAAAGAAGAGAAAAUAAAAAUAUGAAAAUCUGUGAUGUUUUACAAUACUUCAAAAAUGUUGAAUUAUUCUUAAAAUUAUUUUAAACUUUAUGUAAAAUUAUUUUGUCUUAUAAUACAUAUAAUAUAUAAUUAA
Messenger RNA from Apis cerana (Asiatic honeybee), 1466 nucleotides. RefSeq names its product protein KRTCAP2 homolog. NCBI's taxonomy places the organism in Eukaryota, Metazoa, Arthropoda, Insecta, Hymenoptera, Apidae. Gene Ontology annotation, biological process: protein N-linked glycosylation. The record is from RefSeq and is a predicted model, not a curated record.